This is a messenger RNA of Tilletiopsis washingtonensis, 1213 nucleotides long. Its product is annotated as amidohydrolase 2. Gene Ontology annotation, cellular component: cytoplasm. The transcript is spliced from 4 exons. NCBI's taxonomy places the organism in Eukaryota, Fungi, Basidiomycota, Exobasidiomycetes, Entylomatales. Gene Ontology annotation, biological process: secondary metabolic process. Gene Ontology annotation, molecular function: hydrolase activity; carboxy-lyase activity. The record is from RefSeq and is a predicted model, not a curated record. The coding region runs from base 29 to 1174 and encodes 381 amino acids.
CCUCAUCAUCCCUCGGCUCCUUCUCAGCAUGGCCUCCUCCUCCAGCAGCAGCAGCGGCAGCGCAGAGCCGUGGAUCAUCGAUGCACACACCCAUGUCCUGCCCGAGCGGCUGGCGCGCAAGAUCCGUGCCUUCUUCAACGCCGUCAUUGCCGAUGCCGAAGGCAGCGAGGUUGCCUCCGAGGCCGCUCCUGCCUCCGUCGCCUCGGCGUCCGAAGACGUCGCCGCGGACGCAGCCGCGCCGCCGCCGCACGCCUGCUGUCCGCCUGCGGCCGCGUUUGACGCAGAGUAUGCGGAUGCCGACGCGUUCCCCUCGCCCGGGAGACUCGUGUAUCCCUACCACGAGUCCGAUCCGAAGCUACUGGCCCAGUCCCUGCGCGAUGCCGGCAUCAAGGGCAGUUGGAUCCUGCCGUAUGCUCACAAAGCCGGCGUCGCAGCGCCGCUUAACGACGCGAUCUUGAGCGUAUGCACUGCACUUCGAUCGCACGGCCAGUCGCCCAUCGCAGGCCUCACUGCGCAUCCCGAUGACGGCGCCGACGCAGUGGGCGCCUACACACGGCGUGCCAUCGCCGCCGGCGCACGCGUCGCCAAGCUGCACUGCUCCGUGGGCGAGUACAGCGUGCUGCACCCGGGGCUCGCGCCGUUCUGGGAGACCGUGGCGGCCGCGAGAGUGCCGGUGGUGGUGCAUGCCGGCUCGCACGUGAGCGGCAACACUGCCUCUCCGGAGAUGCGCGACAUUGAGGAGGUGGCGAGGCGCUAUCCUGAGGCAAGAGUCGUCAUUGCUCAUAGCGGCAGCCCGGCGGUGAAAGCUGCGCUGGAGGUGGCGAGACGAUGCGGAAACGUGUAUCUCGACACCACGCCGACUGUGACUCGGCUGCCCCUCUUCCCGCCGCCAGGACAUCCUUCGCACGCCUUCACGCUGCAGCUGGCGCGUGCCGGGCGCAUCCUCUUCGGCUCCGACGUGCCCAACGUGGCCAUGCGUCUCGAAGAGCAGAUGGCGGGCGUCGUGCGCCUCUUCGGCAGCGACGCAGAUCGCGCAGCGCUCGAUGCGGGCCGCGACUGGACGGAGCUGGGCGUCAGCGAGAGGGGCGAGGGAGAUGCGCUGGGAGAGGUGUUUGGACGAGCGGCGAGGCGACUUGUGGCGGGUGUGAGGGUGGAGAGGAAAGCGGGCUUGUAGGGCAAACAGGCAAUCUAGUGUAUUGAGUGGCACGUGGCG